Daphnia pulicaria is the source of this 1683-nucleotide messenger RNA. Its product is annotated as aquaporin-7-like. The transcript has 8 exons. Gene Ontology annotation, cellular component: plasma membrane; basolateral plasma membrane. Gene Ontology annotation, molecular function: water channel activity; glycerol channel activity. The record is from RefSeq and is a predicted model, not a curated record. Lineage: Eukaryota; Metazoa; Arthropoda; Branchiopoda; Diplostraca; Daphniidae. The coding region runs from base 72 to 1181 and encodes 369 amino acids. Gene Ontology annotation, biological process: glycerol transmembrane transport; water transport.
CUUCAGUGUCGGUUUGAGUAACGGAGGCAGCAAGUCAGCAACAGCGGCAAACGAAUCUCAUCGGGACCAAGAUGGAGACUAAUCGCCGUCAACACGCCAACGAGACGCUUCAACCGCAGCAGAUGAGACACCAUCCGCAUCACUUUCCCAUCAGUCGGGAAAUCCUGCAAGACAUGGAUGACCGUCGCAGUCACCACUGGAGAUCGACUGAAACCAUCGAAUCGUCGACCCCCACCAAUUCCGUCCGUCCGAGUGCCAUGGCCCCAAAACUUAUGAAAAUGAUACGUGUCGAGGCGCCACUUCUCCGCGAGAUUAUGGCGGAAUUCCUGGGCACUUUCAUUCUUGUGCUUUUUGGUGACGCCAGCGUCGCCCAGUCUAAACUUUCAAACGAAGCCAAUGGAGACUUUUUCUCCAUCAACUGGGGCUGGGCUGUUGGUGUCAUGAUGGGGGUCUUGGUUGCUGGGGGCGUAUCGGGUGCUCAUUUAAAUCCGGCCGUCACCUUGGCAAUGGCCUGCGCUGGUCGUAUUGCCAUCAUCAAAGUUUUCUUCUACAUGCUGGCCCAGUAUCUGGGCGCCUUCGCUGCAGCCGCCUCCGUCCUCGGAGUCUACAGCGAUGCCAUCGAAUAUUACAGCAACGCCAACCACAACGGGACUUUGUACAUGAACAAUGAAGCCAACGAUCCGGGCUUGGCCGGCAUCUUUGCCACCUAUCCGGCCCCUUGGCUCUCCAUUGCUGGAGGGAUUGGCGACCAGAUUUUGGGAACCAUGCUGCUACUCCUCUGCAUCUGCGCCAUCACGGACAAGAAAAACACGCAAAUUCCGUCAGCCCUAGUGCCAAUGUACGUGGGAUUCACCAUUCUGGGCAUCGGCGUUUGCUUCGGGGCCAACUGCGGCUACGCGCUCAAUCCGGCCAGAGAUCUUUCGCCCCGUCUCAUCACUCUCAUCGCCGGAUGGGAUCAAUCUUUCAGCUGGAACAAUUACAACUGGUUCUGGAUACCCAUCGUCGGCCCUCACAUCGGAGCUAUCCUCGGGGUCUUCAUUUACAUCGCCUUUGUCGAAGCCCAUUGGCCGGAGGAAGGCGACGAAGUGGUGCCCAUCACCGUUCCACGAGCGAAUUUCAACAAAGAGCGAGGAGAAAAGAUCCAGAACAUGGACAUGGAGAGUUUUACCACGUCAAAUUAACAGGAGAAAGACGGACUUGGCAACCGCUUUAACUAUCUUCCUUCAUCAAGACCGCGAGCGUCUGUUUUUAUUUUUAUUGCAACCAUUGAAAAAUCGUUCCAUUCUAUUGUUGUAUCUUUGAUCCUCAUUAUUAUUAUUUUUUUUUAAAUUGGGAACUGGACCACUGUAUACUCCUCAUUACAAAAUGACUUUGAAUUAAGUUGGCGUGAUUUGACUAUCCAUGUAUUCAAACAGAGCAUCCCCAUCCUAUAUGUAUAUGUAUUUGUAUGUGUAGGUAAACGAUAAAUGUGAAACCGAGAGUUCAUUGUGGCUUCCUCUUACUCUUGUUCCCAACUACAAAAAAUGCAGCUGUUAGUGUUCUUUGAUACUUCUCUGCUGAUUCAUUAUCUAUAUAAUGUUGCACCAUGAGUGUGAGCGUGUGGUGGUGUGUUUAUUCCGCACAUCGAGCUGAGAUACAUGUAAAAAAAAGAGAAAAAAAAAACAAGUAUUUUCCGUUUUUGAA